AUGUUUCACCGUGUACUUAUCCGCAAAGAGGAUCAAACAGCUCAGCGUUUUUUAUGGCGAUCAGGUGACAGUACUACUAAGCCAGAUGUAUAUGUAAUGCAGGCAAUGAUUUUUGGAUCUGCUAGUUCACCGUGUUCCGCGCAAUAUGUAAAAAACUUAAAUGCAAAGCGAUUUGAAAAAACGGAUGCCAGAGCCUAUAAAGCAAUUGUAGACUGCCACUAUGUUGACGACUAUGUUGAUAGUUUCGACACAAUUGAUGAGGCUAUUUCCGUCACUAGAUGUGUAAUAAAUAUUCACCAAAAAGCCAAUUUUGAGAUAAGAGGAUUUGUCUCUAAUUCACUUGAGUUUUGUCGUUCUAUAGAAGGACCAGAUUAUGUUAACGAAUUGGAAUUAAAGAACCUCAGUAAAGGUGAAUCGAUGACAGAAAAAGAAAUAAAUGAGUAUAACGUACUGAAAGCUGGCAAACCUAUAUCCAAAAAGAGCAGUAUAUAUAAUUUGAACCCGUGUAUUAAAGAUGAUGGUUUAUUGCGAAUUUCAGGUCGUAUUAGUAAAGCGACAUGUGUUGGUCUAUCCACUAGAGAGCCCAUUAUUAUGCCCAAGAAUCAUUUGAUCACCAGAUUAAUAGUAAGACAAUUUCAUGAUAAUUUUGUACACCAAAAUCAGGAGGCUAUUUGUGCUGCAAUUCGUAGCAAGUUUUGGAUUCCCAGUUUAAGGCAAUUAGUCAGAAAUGUCAAGAAAAACUGCCAGGAGUGUAAAAAUAGAUCUGCAGCCCCCAAACAUCCAUUAAUGGGUCAAUUGCCGGUAGAUCGUCUAACCCCGUUUGUUAGGCCUUUCACAUACACGGGAAUUGACUACCUCGGCCCGUAUACGGUGUCCAUAGGCAGAAGAUGUGAAAAAAGAAGAGGCAUUCCGAUAAGAAUAAGAAGCGAUAGAGGUACCAAUUUCGUUGGAGCCAGUAAAGAAGACUUCGUGAAAAUUGAAACGGAGUUGGGUGAUGAGUGUACGCGUCGAGGCAUUGAAUGGGUAUUUAAUACCCCGGCUGAUCCCUCAGCAGGUGGUGUCUGGGAAAGGAUGGUCCGCUCAGUGAAGAAUGUGUUGUCGUUCACUCUAAAGGAAAAAUCGCCACAACUUGAUACAUUGAAUAGCCUAUUAAUUGAGGCUGAAAAUCUAGUGAACUCACGUCCAUUGACGCAUCUACCUAUUGACAGCUCAGAUAGUGAACCGCUUACGCCGAAUCAUUUUUUGAUCGGAUCUCCUAACAUUGUGCAAACCCCUGCAGUGGACGAGAAGGUUUGUCUCCGGAAGCAGUGGCAAAUUUUACAGCAGCUUAAACAGACAUUCUGGAAGAGAUGGGUUCUGGAAUAUUUACCCGAUUUAACAAGGCGUACAAAAUGGUAUCAACCAGUAAAACCAUUGCAAGUAGGCGAUGUUGUGAUUAUAUGCGAUGAGACCGAGGAACGUGGCAAAUGGAAGCGUGGCGUGAUAGAGGAAGUCAGUACAGCGGCUGAUGGGCAAGUUCGAUCAGCGAUGGUUAAAACUUCAAAUGGAAGAUUACGACGUCCUGCUUCAAAACUAGCCGUGCUCGAUGUG
Lucilia sericata (common green bottle fly) is the source of this 1590-nucleotide messenger RNA. RefSeq lists its product as uncharacterized. Gene Ontology annotation, biological process: DNA integration. Gene Ontology annotation, molecular function: nucleic acid binding. The record is from RefSeq and is a predicted model, not a curated record. The transcript is spliced from 3 exons. The annotation marks the transcript as partial. Lineage: Eukaryota; Metazoa; Arthropoda; Insecta; Diptera; Calliphoridae.